This is a messenger RNA of Arabidopsis lyrata subsp. lyrata, 5391 nucleotides long. RefSeq names its product dicer-like protein 4. The record is from RefSeq and is a predicted model, not a curated record. Gene Ontology annotation, cellular component: cytoplasm; nucleus. Gene Ontology annotation, molecular function: protein binding; RNA binding; ATP binding. Gene Ontology annotation, biological process: siRNA processing. Lineage: Eukaryota; Viridiplantae; Streptophyta; Magnoliopsida; Brassicales; Brassicaceae. The coding region runs from base 26 to 5107 and encodes 1693 amino acids. The transcript is spliced from 25 exons.
GAGAGACGUGUGAUCUGGGUGAAAAAUGCGUGAAGAAGUUGACUUGAGCUUGACCAUACCCUCGAAGAUUUUGGGAAAGCGAGACAGAGAAAAAAAAGGUAAAGAAGAAACAAACAAAAACAAAAAAGAGAGAGCUAAAAUGCAGCAAAAGGACCCAAUUCUUCUCACUAGUGCCACUCACAAGUUUCUUCCUGCUUUGACCAUGCCGUACGGUGAAAUCGAAAUCGGCGACGAUUUUCGCUCUCUCGACUGUGACGCCGAUGUUUCCUCCGACAUUCACCUCUCUUCUUCUUCCUCUUUUUAUUCGUUUUCUUCUUCUUCGUCUUCUUUGUGUACCGAUGAUCCUUCAUCGAAAAUGGAGAAAGACCCUAGAAAAAUCGCCAGGAGGUAUCAGGUGGAGCUGUGUAAGAAAGCAAUGGAGGAGAACAUUAUUGUUUAUUUGGGAACAGGUUGUGGGAAGACUCACAUUGCAGUGAUGGUUAUAUAUGAGCUUGGUCAUUUGGUUCUUAGUCCCAAGAAAAGUGUUUGUAUUUUUCUUGCUCCCACGGUGGCUUUGGUUGAACAGCAAGCUAAGGUCAUAGCGGACUCUGUCAACUUCAAAGUUGCAGUCCAUUGUGGAGGCAAGAGGAUUGUGAAGAGCCACUCUGAGUGGGAGAGAGAGAUUUCAGAGAAUGAGGUUCUUGUUAUGACUCCACAAAUACUUCUGCACAACUUACAGCACUGUUUCAUCAGGAUGGAGUGUAUCUCCCUUCUAAUAUUUGAUGAGUGUCACCAUGCUCAACAACAAAGCAACCAUCCUUAUGCGGAAAUCAUGAAGGUUUUCUAUAAAUCAGAAAGUUUACAACGGCCUCGAAUAUUUGGAAUGACUGCAUCUCCAGUUGUUGGCAAAGGAUCUUUUCAAUCAGAGAAUUUAUCGAAAAGCAUAAAUAGCCUUGAAAAUUUGCUCGAUGCCAAGGUUUAUUCAGUGGAAAGCAAUGUCCAGCUGGAUGGUUUUGUUUCAUCUCCUAUAGUCAAAGUAUAUUAUUAUCAGUCAGCUAUAAGUGAUGCAUCUCAAUCAACCAUCAGAUAUGAAAACAUGCUGGAGGACAUCAAACAGCGGUGCUUGACAUCAAUUAAGCUGCAGAUUGAUACCCAUCAAACACAAACCCUCCUAAAUAUGAAAAGGCUUCUCAAAAAAACUCAUGAUAAUCUCAUAUAUUCUCUGGUGAAUCUUGGCCUCUGGGGAGCAAUACAGGCUGCUAAAAUUCAAUUGAAUAGUGAUGUACAAGAAGAGCCUGUGGGCGAGAAUCCUAAGUCAAAGAUAUGUGAUACAUAUCUUUCUCUGGCUGCUGAGGUCCUCUCUUCUGGUGUUGCUAAAGAUGAGAGUGCAUCUGAACUCCUCAGCUUAGCAGCGUUGAAGGAACCAUUAUUCUCUAGAAAGCUAGUUCAAUUGAUUGAGAUCCUUUCAGUAUUCAGGCUAGAGCCACACAUGAAGUGUAUAAUAUUUGUCAAUCGGAUUGUGACUGCAAGAACAUUGUCAUGCAUACUAAAUAACUUGGAACUGCUACGGUCUUGGAAGUCUGAUUUCCUUGUUGGACUUAGUUCUGGACUGAAGAGCAUGUCAAGGAGGGGUAUGGAAACAAUACUUAAACGGUUCCAAUCUAAAGAGCUCAAUUUACUGGUUGCCACUAAAGUUGGUGAAGAAGGCCUUGAUAUUCAGACAUGCUGUCUUGUGAUCCGUUAUGAUUUACCAGAGACUGUUACCAGCUUCAUACAGUCCAGAGGUCGUGCUCGAAUGCCUCAGUCUGAAUAUGCGUUUCUAGUGGACAGCGGAAACGAGAAAGAGAUGGAUCUUAUUGAAAAUUUUAGAGUAAAUGAAGAUCGAAUGAAUCAGGAAAUUACUUCCAGAACGUCAGAGGAAACUUGUCCUAUACUUGAUGAGGAGUUAUACAAAGUUCAUGAGACAGGAGCUUGUAUCAGUGGUGGAAGUAGCAUCUCCCUUCUCUAUAAAUAUUGUUCUAGGCUUCCACAUGAUGAAUUUUUUCAGCCCAAGCCAGAGUUUCAAUUCAAGCCUGUUAAUGAAUUUGGUGGAACUAUCUGUCGCAUAACUUUACCUGCUAAUGCUCCUAUAAGUGAAAUCGUCAGUUCACUACUACCUUCAACUGAAGCUGCUAAAAAGGAUGCUUGUCUAAAGGCUGUGUAUGAGUUGCACAACUUGGGUGUACUUAACGAUUUUCUGUUGCCAGAUUCAAAGGAUGAAAUUGAGGACGAGUUGUCAGAUGAUGAAUUUGAUUUUGAUAACAUCAAAGGUGAAGGUUGUUCACGAGGUGAACUGUAUGAGAUGGUUGUUCCUGUCUUAUUUAAACAAAAGUGGGAUUCAUCAAGAAGUUGUGUCAAUCUUCAUUCUUACUACAUAAGGUUUGUGCCUCAUCCCGCAGAUAGGAGCUACAAAAAGUUUGGUUUCUUCAUGAAGUCACCUCUUCCCAUUGAGGCUGACACUAUGGAUAUCGAUCUUCACCUUGCUCAUCAAAGAUCUGUAAGUGUAAAGAUUUUUCCAUCAGGAGUCACAGAAUUCGACAACGAUGAGAUAAGGCUAGCUGAGCUUUUCCAGGAGGUUGCCCUGAAGGUUCUUUUUGAACGGGGGGAGCUGAUCCCGGAAUUUGUGCCCUUAGAACUGCAAGACUCUUCUAGAACAAGCAAAUCUACAUUCUACCUUCUUCUUCCAAUCAGUCUGCAUGAUGCAGAAAGUGUUAUAUCUGUAGAUUGGGUGACUAUCAGAAGCUGCUUGUCAUCACCAAUCUUUAAGACUCCAUCUGUUUUAGUGGAAGAUAUAGUUCCUCCUACGGGAUCUUAUUUAAAUCUAGCAAAUGGCUGCUGGAAUAUUGAUGAUGUGAAGAACAGCUUGGUUUUUAUGACCCACAAUAAACAGUUUUACUUUGUAGCUGAUAUCUGCUACGGAAGAAAUGGGUUCAGUCCUGUUAAGGAAUCUAGCACCAAAAGCCAUAUGGAGAACAUAUAUAAGUUGUAUGGCGUGGAACUCAAGUAUCCUGGACAGCCACUCUUGCGUGUGAAACCACUUUGUCAUGUUCGGAACUUGCUUCACAACAGAAUGCAGAAGAAUUUGGAACCACAAGAACUUGAUGAAUACUUCAUAGAGAUUCCUCCCGAGCUUUCUCAGUUAAAGAUAAAAGGAUUAUCUAAAGAAAUCGGAAGCUCGUUAUCCUUGCUACCAUCAAUCAUGCAUCGUGUGGAGAAUUUACUCGUGGCUAUUGAACUGAAACAUGUGAUGUCUGCUUCGAUCCCUGAGAUAGCUGAAGUUUCUGGUCACAGAGUACUCGAGGCGCUCACAACAGAGAAAUGUCAUGAGCGCCUUUCUCUUGAAAGGCUUGAGGUGCUUGGUGAUGCAUUCCUCAAGUUUGCUGUUAGCAGACACCUUUUUCUACACCAUGAUAGGCUUGAUGAAGGAGAGUUGACUCGGAGACGCUCUAAAGCCGUUAACAAUUCCAACUUGUGUAGGCUUGCAAUAAAAAGAAAUUUGCAGGUCUACAUCCGUGAUCAAGCAUUAGAUCCUACUCAGUUCUUUGCAUUUGGCCAUCCAUGCAGAGUAACCUGUGACGAGGUAACGAGUGAAGAGGUUCAUUCCUUGAAUAGGGUUCCUGGGCUCUUGGAGUCAAAUAGUGAAAUCAGAUGUAGCAAAGGACAUCAUUGGUUGUACAAGAAAACAAUUGCUGAUGUGGUUGAGGCUCUUGUGGGAGCUUUCUUAGUUGACAGUGGCUUCAAAGGUGCUGUGAAAUUUCUUAGCUGGAUUGGUGUAAAUGUUGAUUUUGAAUCCUUGCAAGUACAAGAUGCUUGUAUUGCAAGCAGGCGCUACAUGCCCCUCACUACUCGCAAUAAUUUGGAGGCCCUUGAAAACCAGCUUGACUAUAACUUCCUCCACAAAGGUCUACUUGUACAAGCCUUUAUCCAUCCAUCUUACAACAGGCAUGGAGGAGGCUGCUACCAGAGAUUGGAGUUUCUUGGGGAUGCUGUUCUGGACUACUUGAUGACAUCCUAUUUUUUCACUGUCUUCCCGAAACUGAAACCUGGUCAACUGACCGAUCUAAGAUCGCUCUCAGUAAAUAAUAAGGCGCUAGCAAAUGUUGCUGUCAGUUUUUCGCUAAAGAGAUUUCUAUUUUGCGAGUCCGUAUAUCUCCAUGAAGCUAUAGAGGAUUAUACCAAUUUCCGGGCAGCGUCCCCAUUGGCAAGUGGACCAUCUGAAGGUCCAAGAUGCCCAAAGGUUCUUGGUGACUUGGUAGAAUCCUGUUUGGGGGCUCUUUUCCUCGAUUGUGGAUUCAACUUGAAUCAUGUCUGGACUAUGAUGCUAUCAUUUCUAGAUCCGGUCAAAAACUUGUCUAACCUGCAGAUUAGUCCUAUAAAGGAACUGAUUGAACUUUGCCAGUCUUACAAGUGGGAUCGGGAAAUAUCAGCGACGAAAAAGGAUGGUGGUUUUUCUGUUGAAUUAAAAGUGACCAAGAAAGGUUGUUGCCUUACAGUUUCUGCAACUGGUCGGAACAAAAGAGAGAGCACAAAAAAGGCUGCACAGCUGAUGAUUACAUCCCUGAAGGCUCAUGAGCAAAUAACAACCUCUCAUCCGUUGGAGGAUGUUCUGAAGAAUAGCAACCUUAAUGAAGCUAAAUUAAUUGGCUACAAUGAAGAUCCUAUAGAUGUUGUGAAUCUUGUUGGGCUGGACGUUGAAAACCUAAAAAUCCAAGAAAAUCUUGGCGAGAAUAGUGAAAUAAGCAGCUCAUACGUCAUCAGACGAGGUCUCCCCCAGGCACCAUCUAAAACAGAAGACAGGCUUCCUCAAAAGACCAUCAUAGAAGCAGGUCGACCAAGCAGCAAAACCGCAAAAUCCCUCUUGCACGAAACAUGUGUUGCUAACUGUUGGAAGCCACCACACUUUGAAUGUUGUGAGGAGGAAGGACCAGGCCACCUGAAAUCAUUCUUCUAUAAGGUAAUCCUGGAAGUUGAAGAUGCGCCCAAUAUGACAUUGGAGUGUUAUGGUGAGGCUAGAGCAACGAAGAAAGGUGCAGCAGAGCACGCUGCCCAAGCUGCUAUAUGGUGCCUCAAGCAUUCUGGAUUCCUUUGAUGAUGAUCUCGAGCAGCUUUAUAUCGGUUAGAAAUAGAGGUUAUCAUUGGCAUAUAACUUUACCAGAGCUACAUAUUAGCAUAUAUGAUCGACACAUACAAUUUCUCGAAAAAGAGAAAAAGAUGUCUGAAGACUACCUUAAACCACCAUAGAUUUUGGAGCGAAGAGCUUUCAAGGCUAAAGUUUUCUUCGAUCGCUCUUCUGAAUAUAAGUACUUAUAUGUUUACUUGAUGCUUGAUGAACCCUUAGCAUGAUGUAGGCCCCAAAAAAAUAGUUUACUCUCA